GAUUCUCAAACAGGAUAAACCAGUAUGUGGAACUCUUACUCAGAACCAACUCGUUGCUUAUACAUGCUUCAUGUGCGAACACAAAAUAAAAAAAUCAAUCGGACUGUUCAUCAAGAACGAUUCUCAGAAGUGGCUGAGCCUCAUGAUUUCAGGGAGAGAUUGGCCUCUGAACCAAGACCAUAAGGCCACAUUGUAGCAUUUUGUCUUCAUCCAAUGGGAUUCUGGGAAGUGACACUUUAACUCUUUGCAUGCAAACUGGUUGGACUCAAGAAAAAGUUAAAGUCAAAGAUGAGGAUAAGAACAUAUCCAAGAGUACACCUUCUUCAGAAGUUCCAUGCACAUUGUCAGUCUCUUGCAGCUAACAGCAAUGAAGGAUAUCAAAGGGAAUUUAAGGAGAUAAGUGACUCUCCAAAGGAAUUCUCAAGCAGAGCUGGCGAGCUGGAAUACAACAGAGAUAAAAACAGAUAUCCUUUCAUUUUACCCUAUGAUCACUCCAGAGUUAGGCUGACUCUAUUAGAGUCACAGCCACACUCGGACUACAUCAAUGCCAACUAUGUGCCUGGUGGCUAUACAGAACAUGACUUCAUCUGCACCCAGGCUCCUUUGCAAUCAACCAUGGCUGAUUUCUGGCGGAUGGUCUGGGAGCAAAAUGUGCAGGUCAUCGUCAUGGUGACAGCAUUAAAUGAGAGGGGCAAGGUGCUAUGUAAUCAGUACUGGCCUCCUGAAAGAGGCACUGGUUGUUAUGGUGCUCUGCAAGUCACCACCGUCUCCCGUCACCAUGGUCCAGAUUGCUACAUCACAACCAUUCACCUACAGCAGCAUAGCAGCCAUACAAAUAGAUACAUAACACAUUAUUAUUACCCGAGUUGGCCUGAUCAGGGUGUUCCAAAUGACCACACAUCUCUCGCCAAAUUCGCCGAGCAUGUACGGAAACAGCUGGAUGAUAGUCCUCUCUUAGGCCCCACGGUUGUUCACUGCAGUGCAGGCAUAGGUCGCUCUGGAACAUUUGUAGCAAUACUGUGGUUGAUGCAGCUCUGUGCAAGGGGGAUUCCUCCUGAUGUAUAUCUCGCUGUCCGAGACCUGCGCAGACACAGAGUGUUAAUGGUGCAAAAUGUGGAGCAAUAUAUACUUGUGCAUCAGUGUCUACUUCACUGGCUUGGUGGGAACAAGGAGAGACCAAGAACCCAGAAUGUAGUGCAUUUUCAGACAGAGCCACCACAAGCACACAGGCAAUCCAGAAGGGAUCGAAAAAACAGGAGGAGAAACUCUGAUCACACACAACGCCCUCAGACCUCUAAUUCCUCUGUUCCAGUGUCACACACACCCCAGCCACAGCACACAGCAUGGCAAUCAUUACGGGAUUCGCUACAUGCUUUUAAUCCUGGGAAACUCCUGCAGAGGAUAAGGCCUCUAUCUUCUCAAACCAACUCAAACACACAGCACAACACACAACUGUAGGGUAGAUCUACACACCGGUACCAGCUACUGUUAGGGUUAUCCUUAGAGUAGUGUUCAAUAGCUAGCUGAUUUUGUCUCAAAAUACGUCAAAGAGACUGGGCUCAUAUUUAGUGCUGAGCAAGGAUUUCGGCUCGUGUGCAGCAAACAAGAUAAACAACAGCAGCUGCUCAACUUGUUAUAUCUUAAUACCAAAUAGAUAGCUGUAAGCCAGUAAGCAGGAUAAACAAAAUAAUCCUUUCUAUUUUAGAUUUUACACCAUAGAUUAAAGAGAAACACUAAGAAACAAUGCCAGUCUCUUUACAGUUCCGAGUCAUCAACUUCCUUUAACGUAGAAUCCAUGUGUGUCUUACUUUACAAAUGAACACUUGCAGAACAAUCAACAAACUCUUAAUGAUUCUACAUUUGUAUAAAAGUGUUAGAAAAUAGAAGUAUUCAGAACCACAAGUGUCUGCGAUUACAGCUGCACAUUUUUUGCCUGUCCUUCUUGCCGAUAUAUUUCUUUGACUGAAUCAUAUUAAGGUAUAAGUGUAGAUAUGAAGAGGAAUUACUAACACAACAACAAUUUAAUUUUCAGCCUUGAUGAAGAGUGAAAAAAAUAGUUAGACGAGACAAUGCUGUUGCUAUAUAGCUUGGAUAAAGUUAAACACCUUGAAUUUGAACACCUACAUCAGAAUAACACAAUAAAAAUCUGUCUGCUGUCUAUUGUAAAUACGUUUAUGUUAUCUAUAGCUACUUUUAACGCUGGGAUCAUUUUUCCUUAUUAUAAGAAAUGUUACAGGCCAGAGGUCUGUUGUGUAUUUACCGUUGCUUCUGUGAUUUAUGAAAUGAGAUUAAACAUUCUAGUUUGUUUUGCCUUGACAUUUUAUUCUGAACACCAGAUCAGCUUCACCGGUGUGGAAUUACAUGUCUUCUGAGAUAUCAUACUGUUUAUUAGCAAGAAAAACAUGUUUUUGGAAUACAUGCAUUUUUUUUUUUUUUUGUAAGUGAAUGGAUUUUUUGAUUGACAUCUCUGUAAAUAGUGUCUAAGGUAAAUAAAUGAAGGGAUAUACUGUAUAUAAUUUUUCAACACAAUUUAUAUAGUGUGCAUAUGUAUGUAUAUAUACUGCACCCCAUUUAUCAAACUGGAUAUGAACUAUUUUUUUAUUCAUAAAAUCCCAAAAAAUGUGAAAAUCCAUCUCAAAAUUAUUAUCCUUCGAGAGCUCCUGAGCUUAUAUAUGCUUAUAUAGUUUAUAUAUAUAUGUUGUCAAAUAAAAUAGAACAAAAGGUACCUUUUAAAAAGAGGAUGUUUCUCUGUUAACAGACAUGCUUUUUAUAGUUUACUGGAGUCACUAUUAAAAAACAAAUACAAAGAUGUAAAUAUAUUUACACUGUAUAGUCACAGUAUAGAUUUCCACACUUUCUACUGGGCAACUAUUGCCUUAAUCCUCCAUUAAAGGCUUGUUAACAUUCA
Tachysurus fulvidraco (yellow catfish) is the source of this 2908-nucleotide messenger RNA. RefSeq names its product receptor-type tyrosine-protein phosphatase beta-like. The coding region runs from base 289 to 1458 and encodes 389 amino acids. Gene Ontology annotation, biological process: protein dephosphorylation. The transcript has 11 exons. Gene Ontology annotation, molecular function: protein tyrosine phosphatase activity. The record is from RefSeq and is a predicted model, not a curated record. Lineage: Eukaryota; Metazoa; Chordata; Actinopteri; Siluriformes; Bagridae.